AUAGCAUCGAGGUAUAUAAACUAUAUAGUAUAGUUUAUUAGUUUAUACACCUCGAUGCAUAUAAAUGAUACACAGCGUCCCCGUUACAUCUUAUCAAUUUCAAUCGCCAAUUACGUUAAUUAGUUUUCUUUUAGUUCAAAUCACGGACUAAGAUAUACUUAGUAUAUCUAAGUCCGUGGUUCAAAUGCGUCAAACGUUAUCUCAGAGAACAGUGAUUACUAAAUUUACUUAUAAAGUUCAUAAUAUGCCCACGUUUUACGAACAAUAAGCUACUUCGAUAAUAUAUUUUAUGGCUACAGCGUAUAGCGUAUUCUAAAUAAAUCUGAUAAAUCCGCUACUUAAAAUUGUUAUAGCCCAAUAAUGAAAAACGAUUAGCAAAUAUAAAUUUAAUUUUUUUAUAAUAAUUGCAUUGCACUAUCCGGAUUUAAUAAAAUUAAAUUAAAAAAAGUAUGGUAAACAGACUUAAAACUGAUUAAAUAACUAUUGUUUCAUAAUUAAUUUCAUUGUUUUCAAAUUGAUUAAUUUAAUACUAAAAUGACAUUUAAUUUCUUUAAUGUUCGCAAGUUUUAUACUAAGGCUGCAUUGUAUAAAAAUGUUCAGUUAACUAAAGAUAGAUUUCCUAAUUUAAAAAGAGGAUCAUAUGGUACGGUAGACUUUACAGAUAUUGAAUAUUUCAAAAACCUUUUAGGUGUUAACAAUUUUAUUACUGGUGAAGAAGUAAAAUCUUACAAUGAAGAUUGGUUAAAAUCUGUUUCUGGUUUCAGUAAGUAUGUGCUUAAACCGAAAACAACUGAACAAGUAUCCUCAAUUCUCAAAUAUUGUUAUAAGCGCAAUAUAGCAGUCUGUGUUCAAGGUGGCAAUACCGGUCUUGUUGGAGGUAGUGUUCCAGUUUUUGAUGAAGUAAUUUUAUCCACUUCUGCAAUGAAUUCAAUUAUUAGCUUUAAUAAAUUAUCAGGUGUUUUGGUAUGCCAGGCUGGAUGUGUAUUAGAAAAUUUGAUGAACUAUGUUCAAAGCGAAGGGUUUAUAAUGCCAUUUGAUUUGGGUGCUAAAGGCACUUGUCAGAUUGGAGGUAAUUUAGCAACUAAUGCUGGAGGUUUAAGAUUAAUUAAAUAUGGAAGUCUACACGGAAGCGUAUUGGGAUUACAAGCGGUUUUGGCUGAUGGACAAAUAUUAGAUUGUCUUAAUACAUUGAAAAAAGACAAUACAGGAUAUCAUUUGAAACAUUUGUUUAUUGGUUCUGAAGGAACAUUGGGAGUUAUCACAAAAAUUGCUAUUCAAUGUCCAAACACCCCAAAAUUUGUUAAUGUAUCAUUUAUUGGCUUAGAAUCAUUUGGUAAAGUAUUAAGUUUCUUCUCGUUAGUACGAAAAGAAUUUUCUGCCAGUCUUUCAUCAUUUGAACUAAUGGACGCUGUAGCAAUAAAAAGUGUGCAAAAAAAUAUUGGCAUUAAGUGUCCAAUAAAUGACAAUCUGAAAUUUUACGUUCUUGUAGAAUUAUCAGGUGAUAAUAUUUAUAUCAGUCAUUCCAUUCAAGAAUUUUUAGAAAAAGCUCUGGAUGAAGACUUAAUUUUAGAUGCUACUGUAGCAGACCAACCAUCACUAAUUCAAAAUUUAUGGAAAAUAAGAGAAAAUAUUCCUGAAAGUUUAUUAAGAUAUGGAUAUGUCUAUAAAUAUGAUAUAACUUUACCUCAUGAGUUAUUUUAUGAGAUUGUGCCUGAAAUAAGGAAACGUUUAGAAAAUUUAGAUGUUAAAGCUGUUUGUGGCUAUGGACAUUUAGGUGAUGGAAAUUUACAUUUAAAUGUGGCUACAAUUGAACAUAAUGUUGAAAUAGCUUCGGCCAUUGAACCUUAUGUGUAUGAAUGGACUAGUAAAUACAAAGGAAGUAUAAGUGCUGAACAUGGAAUUGGAUUUUUUAAAAGUAAAUAUUUAAAAUAUUCAAAAUCCAAUUUGGAAAUAGAUCUAAUGAAAAAAUUAAAAAAUACUAUUGAUCCAAAGAAAAUAUUAAAUCCAUACAAAAUUUUUCUGCAAGAUGAGAAUAAUUGAGUUUCAAACUUAUAUUUAAACAAAUAUUUAUAGGUAUUAGUGUAGAUAAUUUUAUUAGUUUUUAGGUGAUUUAUAUUGUCAACCUUUUAAUUUAUCAAGAUAUUAAAUAUAUAUAUUUUUAAAACUGA
This is a messenger RNA of Acyrthosiphon pisum (pea aphid), 2168 nucleotides long. RefSeq names its product D-2-hydroxyglutarate dehydrogenase, mitochondrial. Gene Ontology annotation, molecular function: FAD binding; catalytic activity. Gene Ontology annotation, cellular component: mitochondrion. The record is from RefSeq and is a predicted model, not a curated record. Bases 535 to 2040 code for a protein of 501 amino acids. NCBI's taxonomy places the organism in Eukaryota, Metazoa, Arthropoda, Insecta, Hemiptera, Aphididae. The transcript has 7 exons.